This is a messenger RNA of Helicoverpa zea (corn earworm), 4619 nucleotides long. RefSeq lists its product as uncharacterized. The record is from RefSeq and is a predicted model, not a curated record. The transcript is spliced from 2 exons. Lineage: Eukaryota; Metazoa; Arthropoda; Insecta; Lepidoptera; Noctuidae. The coding region runs from base 604 to 3453 and encodes 949 amino acids.
GUUGAGUCGUCCCACUCGCUUCAACUGCGUCUACGACAAGUGGGGGUGACUGUGACGUCGUGGUACAACGGCUCGCCGCGUAUGCGCCGGGUCCAGAGGUCAAAUCUUGCUUAUGCGCACCGGCCGCGCCCACGCGUUCUUACUACUUUAAUUCUUAUUUGCUUAAUUGUACUAUAUUGUUAUAUUUAAAGUCAUUAUACGUAUUUACAUGUUAUACAGUCCACUAGUAUUAUUUACUCCACCUGCUGAGCUAUCGUCGCAUCAUAUGGUCCUUCUCCCAAGAAAAAUUGAACUGGACAAAGAAGACAAAGGACUUUGGAGGACAUCGUACACGUCACCGAGUGACUCAGUGAUUAUUAUCAAGUUUCUUCGCUGUGAACAUUGUUACGUCGUGAUAUAUCGGCACGGCUUGAGACUUUUCGGCCGUCUUAGCUGACGUCACCCAACUGACACGAGAAGAAACGGAAUUUGGGCUACUCAUCAUUCGUCAUCAUAACGGACAGCAAAUACACGUGUUCGGAUUGUCGUCGUGCAUUGAGAUAUCUGACAAGAAUACUCCUCGGCACAGUCAUCAUCAGUGGUUUGCACCGGAAAACAGCCGACAUGGAAGAGAUGGUGGACGACCCUAGCGAGCAAUAUGCGGAGCGUGAGGAGUUCGAAAAGCAGUACUACAGCUUGGUGGCUGCAGCACGUCAGCUGAUCAGCAAUGCUCGCAAGCAAGCUUCAGGGAACUCCAUAGCCGAGGUUGAUGUUUCUUGUUCUAAGCACACACACAAACAUAAUUCUAUCCGUUUGCCUAAAAUUGACCUUCCUAAGUUUUCCGGCAGCUAUCAUGAUUGGUUAGAGUUUAGAGACACUUUCAUUUCUAUAAUACACGAUAACGACAGCAUAGAUAACAUAAAUAAAUUACAUUAUCUUCGCGCCUCCUUAAAGGGUAGUGCUUCCUUGAUUAUUGACAAUCUUGACUUUAGAUCAGAUAACUACGACUCUGCCUGGAAGUUGCUCUGUGAUAGGUAUGAUAAUAAAAGGUUAUUAGUUAAUAACCACGUUCAAUCACUUUUUAAUGUGCAGUCCAUCAGCAAGGAAUCAAGUAAGUCACUAAGACAUAUUGUUGACACCACAAAUAAAAAUUUAAGAGCGUUAUCUACACUGGGUCAACCUGUUGAGUACUGGGACACACUGAUCAUUUAUAUAAUGACAUGUAAACUUGACCAGGUGACAAACCGAGAGUGGGAGGAGCAUAGGAACUCAUUGUCAGAACCUCCAACAUUGGCUGUAUUUAUUGAAUUCAUUCGUAACAGGGCUGAUUUAUUAGAAACGCUUGAGGAAUCCAAGUCAUUGUUUACUAAAGGCGAAGGUGUACAUGUCAACAAUAUUAAACAAAGUAAACAUUCUUCGGGUUCUAGUGAAACUUCUCGCAGUCCUUUAUCAUGUCCAAUGUGUCAAAAAGAUCACUUCAUUUUUCAAUGCGAUAAAUUCAAAAGCUUGCCUGUACAAUCACGUAUCAGUAAAGCUCAAACUUCCAAUGUAUGUUUAAAUUGUCUUCGACCAGGUCAUAAUAUUUAUAGAUGUAAAUUGGGUCACUGUAAGUAUUGUCGUGAGAAGCACAAUACAUUGUUGCACUUUGAUCGCGAUACCGUUGUUCCUAACCAACCGACUAGUACUUUAGCGUCUAUCAAUCACCUUUCUACAUCUCGAGUUGUCUUACUUUCCACAGCGCUGGUGAAUGUGUCGGAUGCUGAAGGCAACGUUCAUACUGCACGAAUCCUGCUGGAUAACGGGAGUACGACUAACCUUAUGUCACAGGAGUUGGCUCGUCAACUUAACAUUUCCACCUAUACAGUCGAGUCUAAGGUAACAGGCAUUAAUGAUCAAUCCUCUUAUUGUACACAAGGUUGUUCGAUUUCAUUAAAGUCAGUCAAUAGUGAAUAUGACAUCGAUAUUGAUUGCUAUGUCGUGUCCAAAAUUUUAUCGUGUGUACCAAAUACAUAUAUUGAUGUGCACAAUAUAAAUAUACCUACCAAUAUAGUCCUGGCUGACCCUCAGUUUUACGUUCCAUCUUCUAUAGAUAUUCUUGUAGGUGCUGAAGUCUUUUGGAACGUUUUAGGUACUAGCCGUAUAGACUUAGGUAAAUCCAUGCCUACUUUAUUUGAGUCCAAAUUGGGAUGGCUGUUAUCAGGAGUCAUCAAGCAAUCAAAUUCUUCUUCCCAUUUAUGUUUGCUGGCUGAUACUUUGCAGGCAGACUUAAAUUGUUUUUCUAAGCCAGACUCAGUUUCAGCAAAACAUACACUCACGCGCGAAGAGCGUUCUUGUGAGGAAUUAUCUUUGAAGUCCACUUACCGUGAUGCGGAUGGACGCUUCGUAAUUAGCAUACCACUUAAGGAAUCUCCUGACAUAUUAGGUGAUUCCUAUAACAUGGCUAAGCGCCGCUUAGCAUUACCCUACACAUUAGGGCUGAACUGGAGGUGCUCAUCAGAUACCUUUUCUUUCUCCAUGUCAAAUGCAACUUCCAGUAACAUUGCCACAAAACGUAAGAUUUUGUCUGUCAUUGCUCAGAUCUUUGAUUCUAUUGGCUUGGUCGUUCCUUGCAUUGUGGAAGCCAAGAUAAUCAUGCAGCAACUGUGGCUGGUAAAGUGUUCCUGGGAUGAGCCUGUUCCCGAACAUAUUCAGCAUCCAUGGGACAGCUUUCAAAAUAGCUUACCUUUUUUAAAUGAUUUUAGGAUACAUCGGUGGAUCACGUGUGAAUCAUCAUCUUCUAUGCAGUUGCAUGUGUUCACCGACGCAUCUGAAAGGGCGUAUGGUGCUUGUUUGCAUGUCCGCAGCGUAUCGCUUAGUGGUGAGGUUCAUGUACACCUUCUUACUGCUAAAAGCAAAUUAGCGCCGGUCAAAUCAACGACCAUCCCCCGACUCGAACUCUGUGCUACGUUGUUGGGUUCGAGAUUAUACAUAAAAGUACGUCAGUCACUUACACUACAUAUUGACGGCGUCUAUUUCUGGUUUGAUUCCACCAUAGUCUUGGGUUGGUUGUCCGCCUCACCCACGCAACUUAAGACCUUCGUUCGCCAUCGUGUCUCUGAAAUUCAGGAAACUGCGGAGGGUAGAACUUGGCGUUACGUUCCGUCACAAAAAAACCCCGCAGACCUCGCUUCGCGUGGACUCAGAGCAGAUAAGCUGCUUUCUUCUUCGCUAUGGUGGUCGGGACCACAAUUUUUAUUCAAGGAUUCAUCUACUUGGCCUCAAUUUCCUGAAUCGCAUCAACCCACUCAAAAUCUACCAGAAACAGUAACUUCUUCUUUUCUUCUUUUCAUACCUUCAAUCAUAACGACAACAUCAUUUCUAAAUUAUUUACAACAUUUAAUAAAAUACAACGUUUUACCGCAUACUUACUUUUCAUUAACAUUAAAAUUAAAAAACAAACAGUUUGUCCUGGUCCACUUACAUCUUAAGAGUUGAAUAGUGCAUUACACAUUAUAUUAAGAUUUUGCCAACAGGAGUCGUUUCCUUCGUGUUGGAGUUGUAACAAUUCCUUUUAUGAUUUCAAUAUAUUAAACUCUAUUCUUUAAGCAACUAAACAUAUUAUUUGUAAAUUCUUAUUUGACAUGUAUCACCUACGACUUUUACAUCUUUUACCGAAAUUGCUUCUUACAACACUUCGUCACCAUUCACCCAUCAUGAUAGCUGACCGUAGGGACUUAUCAAGUGCUUUACAUGUGUGUUUGUGUGUUUAGCCACGAGGGCCGUCCAUCUUGAACCUUUAUCCGGCUUUUCUGGCUGCCAUGAACCGCUUUAUUGCUCGUAGGGGGAAGCCAAGCAACAUUUUCUCAUGUCUAGCAUUGUCCGCAGUUAAGUCAACCAAACACCAUCUCAGACGCAUCCUUGUAUUAACGAAUUUAACUUUUGAAGAGAUGGUAACAUGUUUAAUUCAAGUAGAAGCUAUCUUAAAUUCCAGGCCCUUAACUCCACUUUCCGAUGACCUUUCCGACCUUAUUCCCUUGACGCCUGCCCACUUCCUUAUUGGACGAUCGCUCAUCUUGUUGCCUCACCCACAGGUCCAGAACGAUAACGUAAACAACUUGCAGCGGUUCCGUCGCAUCGAAUGUUUGAAGCAACAUUUUUGGCCACGCUUCUCACCUGAGUACAUUUUGUGGCUCCAACAACGAACCAAAUAGCUCAGAUCGUCAGGGGAACUUACAGAAGGAACCCUUGUCGUCAUUAGAGAUAAAAGCUCACCUCCUCUGUUAUGGCUUUUAGGACGGAUCGUUAAGGUGCUUCCUGCUAGAGACGGCAUUGCACGAGUCGCCGACAUCCGCACACGUAAGGGUGUCAUUCGGCGAGCGUUCAAUACAAUUUGCCCGUUACCCGUCGCCACUGCUGUUGAAGACACUUCAACGGGGGGAGUAUGUUGAGUCGUCCCACUCGCUUCAACUGCGUCUACGACAAGUGGGGGUGACUGUGACGUCGUGGUACAACGGCUCGCCGCGUAUGCGCCGGGUCCAGAGGUCAAAUCUUGCUUAUGCGCACCAGCCGCGCCCACGCGUUCUUACUACUUUAAUUCUUAUUUGCUUAAUUGUACUAUAUUGUUAUAUUUAAAGUCAUUAUACGUAUUUACAUGUUAUACA